Molecule: messenger RNA, 772 nt
Organism: Suncus etruscus (white-toothed pygmy shrew)
Lineage: Eukaryota; Metazoa; Chordata; Mammalia; Eulipotyphla; Soricidae
Gene: GPX2
Product: glutathione peroxidase 2
Exons: 2
Biological process (GO): response to oxidative stress
Molecular function (GO): glutathione peroxidase activity
Source: RefSeq, a predicted model, not a curated record
GUGAGUGGGUUUUUGCUAAGUCAUUCUGGGAUGCUCAAGACUCUCCCGUCUACCCCCAGACUCCUCCUUCAUCCCCACCCUUAUAAUAACUCCAGUCUUGUGCUCCUGCCACUUGGCCUGCUGGGCUGCUGGGAGGCACCAUGGCUUACAUUGCCAAGUCCUUUUACGACCUCAGUGCCAUCAGCCUGGAUGGGGAGAAGAUAGAUUUCAAUACCUUUCGAGGCAGGGCCGUGCUCAUAGAAAAUGUGGCCUCCCUCUGAGGCACGACCAUCCGGGACUACACCCAACUUAAUGAGCUGCAAUGCCGCUUUCCCCGUCGCCUUGUAGUUCUCGGCUUCCCUUGCAACCAGUUUGGACAUCAGGAGAACUGUCAAAACGAGGAGAUCCUGAACAGCCUCAAGUACGUCCGUCCCGGAAAUGGAUUCCAGCCUACCUUUAACCUUGUCCAGAAGUGUGAGGUGAACGGUCAGAAUGAACAUCCUGUCUUCGCCUACCUGAAGGACAAGCUCCCCUACCCUUACGAUGACCCCUUUUCCCUCAUGACGGAUCCUAAGCAUAUCAUUUGGAGUCCCGUGAGGCGCUCGGAUGUGGCCUGGAACUUUGAAAAGUUCCUCAUUGGGCCUGAAGGGGAACCCUUCCGGCGCUACAGCAGAACCUUCCAGACCAUUGACAUAGAGCCUGACAUCAAGCGCCUCCUCAAAGUUGCCAUAUAGGCAGGAGCUGCUCAGCACACCUGCUGGAACUCAGGUUCCCGUGACACCCAUCGGUCUCC